Molecule: messenger RNA, 1284 nt
Organism: Linum tenue
Lineage: Eukaryota; Viridiplantae; Streptophyta; Magnoliopsida; Malpighiales; Linaceae
Source: the annotation of a GenBank genome assembly
AUGUCGUCAUCCCUCCACCAACCGGACCUCGACUCCUCGGCCGCCGCUGGCGACUCCGUGGCGUCCUCCCCUCGAUCCGAAUCCCACGCGCCUUCCUCUCAGCAGGACGCGCGCGUGCGCUUCAUGUGCAGCUUCGGCGGCAAGAUCCUCCCCCGCCCGCACGACAACCUCCUCCGCUACGUCGGCGGCGAGACCCGGAUGGUCGCCGUCCACCGAUCCACGACCUUCUCCUCCCUCGUCUCCAAGCUCGCCAAGCUCUCCGGCCUCCCCGCCGGCGUCACCGUCAAGUACCAGCUCCCCAACGAGGAUCUCGACGCGCUGAUCUCCGUCUCGACGGACGAGGACGUCGAGAACAUGAUGGAGGAGUACGACCGCGGCGCGCUGAAUCAGAACCCUAGAUCGGCGCGAUUGCGCCUCUUUCUUUUCCCCAAGGGGGAAUUGGAAGGUUCUAGAACCAGCAGCAUCAGCUCGCUCCUCGACGGAUCGACGAAUCGGGAGCACUGGUUCCUCGACGCGCUCAAUUCGGGCCGGGCCCUGGAGCGGGGCAGGUCCGAGGCGUCGUCGAUCGUCUCCGAGGUGCCCGAUUACCUCUUCGGAUUGGAGAAUUCCGACGAGAAUCAGCAGCAGGGGAAGCUGAGGAACAAAUUCAUCUUCAACGACAGCGUUUCGGCCUCGGAUCCGGGUUCCCCCGCCCCGGUUGUCUCGUCGUCGCCGUACUGCUCCACCUCGUCGGUCGCCGCCCCGCCGACACCGGUCAAGACCAAGCUCGACCCGGUCGACCCGAGGCGGCAGGUGUCGGAGCCGAUUCCGGAGGCUCAAUUGCAGCCGCAGCAGCCGCCGGCCGGGUACGCGAUGCAUUACAUUCCGGAGUCUCAGUAUUCGGGUCCUGCCGCCCCGGUCCAGCACAUACCGGUUUACUACGUGCCGGGUCAGGGGAACGUUCCGGUUCAGCAGGUUCAGUAUCGGCCCCAAUACGUCCAGCAGUAUUCGGUUCAGCCGGGUCAAAUGCAGGGGGUCGGGUACCAUCAGGUGCAACCGGGUAUGGGUCAGCAGGUACAGGGCGGGAUGGGUCAGGUUUAUGGGGCGAUGCGACCGGCUAUGGACCCGUAUGAAGGGGCGAGGAUGGUUUCGGAUGGGAUGAACCAGCAGGUUUAUUACGGGGUUAUGGGUGGGAAUGCGGUCAUGACCGGUCAGGGUCAUCCGGGUAUGGUGAUGGCAGCGACAGGGGAGGAAAUGCAAAGAGGCGUGGUCGACCCGAAAUCGGGCCGGAUCUCUGGGCCGUGA